Molecule: messenger RNA, 2710 nt
Organism: Drosophila ficusphila
Lineage: Eukaryota; Metazoa; Arthropoda; Insecta; Diptera; Drosophilidae
Product: ubiquitin-like-specific protease 1C
Exons: 2
Coding region: 195-2090 (631 amino acids)
Biological process (GO): protein desumoylation
Cellular component (GO): cytoplasm; nucleus
Molecular function (GO): SUMO-specific endopeptidase activity
Source: RefSeq, a predicted model, not a curated record
GUUUUGCAACACUUAAAGAUUCGACGCCGUUUACAAAAUCUUCAAACGAGGAAAAUCCGAAUUUUCCGAAUAUUUGGACUCUGAAAACCCGUCUUUCCCGCUCGAGCAGCCCGGGAUUUUUCAAUCGACUCGAAAAAGCGUUAGAGGAGAUCGAACAAUGUCUAUGUGGUAAAUAGAAUUGAUUCGUGUGAUAUAUGUGCGCAAAGAUCAUGAAACGCAAGAAGUCGAGUUCGUCGUCUUCGUCGUCGGCGGAGGAGAAGGAGGAGGAGGAGAAAAAGGAGGAGGUCCCGCCAACGCAGCGACAACGAUGUCCCUUUCCUGUUCCCCGGGGCACGGCAGUUCGUCGGAUUUCGCUCAACGAUUAUCUGAUAUUGGUUCACCAGUUGAUGAUCGAUCAAAGUGCCCAGGAUUGGCAUAAACGUAACGUCAAAAUGCUGGUGAUCCGCGGCGAAUGUGGUCCGCAGCACGUCAUCACCUUCAAAUUGCCCGGUUCGUCCUGCACGGUCCACGAUAUCCUCGAACAGUUGGGCGUGCAGUUCGAUGAGACGACCACGAUCGAUUGCCUAGAAAAUCCCGGUGGCAACAUCCAUGUGGUCGUCUCCGUGGGCUUCAUCAUGAAAGCGCCAGCUGGCGAAAUGGCUUCCCAGGCGGAGGAGAUGUACAACGAGAUGGUCGAGAUGAAAAAGCUGGCUCCCAGUGAUCCCAAGAGGCUAAAGCUGGAGGAAACGACCGGAAAACUGGCGUUUUCGAACGGCACCCAGAAGAAUUGGCAAGCUGACAGCACACCUCAAUGGUGGAAGCGCGAGGAGCCCAGCGCUACAGUUGAAGAAACCGCUUGUCCAAGGGAAAGCAAUCUAUUCCAGCGGUUAUUCUGGAGAACUCCAUCCCCAGGACGAAUUGAUGGUGCCACCAAGCAGCUGGAACCCCAAGGAACUUCGGCCACCGCCUCGUCGCCAGCGAAACCUAGUGUAGUUGAGCCAACCAAAUCCUUGCCAGAUGCUUGUCCGUUUAGCAGACUCACGCAAACGCUCGAGGAGCAGGCGGAAAAGCGAAGACUGCGAAGGAAUCGCAGGUACCUACUCAGUCAGGACUUCGACGAUGCGCCCGUGGUGCUCCUGAGCAGCGAGGACGAGGAGCCAACCACCGAUGAGGGUUUGUCGGAGACGGGGGAUGGAUCACAGGGACUCGAGGGAAAUGCUCCGUCAGUGGACAAAAAGCCACGGCAACUGUCCGCCGACGAGGACUUGACCCUGUUGAGGUAUCCCCCGACGGGCACCGGCGGUCUGUGCAUCAGCAUGAAGGACUAUAUGUGCCUCAGUCGCAGCACCUAUCUGAACGAUAUCAUAAUCGACUUCUACCUGCUGUGGCUGAAGAACACGGUGAUACCAGAGGCUCAGCGCGAUAGGACGCAUAUAUUUAGCACCUUCUUCCACAAGAGAUUGACCACGUUGUCGCGUCCGAUGAACAUGAAACAGACGGCGGCUCAGAAACGCCACGAAAGGGUGCAGAAAUGGACCCGAUCGGUGGAUAUCUUCGACAAGGACUUUAUCAUCAUACCCUUCAACGAUCAGGCCCAUUGGAUUCUCGCCAUAAUAUGCUUUCCCAGCUUACCGGGUCCCAUUCCAUAUGAUGAUGGCCAGUUAUCUGGCGAUGAUGACCCGAUCAAGCAGCCAGUGAUUCUCAUUUUCGAUUCCUUUCCGGGCGUGUCACGUAACCGCGUAAUGGUCAUACUCCGGGAUUAUCUCACCUGCGAGUAUCGGGCCAAGAAACCGAAUGCGGAACCGCGUGUCUUCAACAAGAUUAACAUGCCGGGACAUCGAGUGAAGGUUCCCCAGCAGGAGAAUCUUACCGAUUGCGGUCUCUAUCUGCUGCAAUAUGUCGAGCAGUUCUUCACCAAACCGAUCAGAGACUACAGACUGCCCAUCAAUGAGCUGAGCAAUUGGUUUGACUUGCUGACGGUCACCAAGAAACGCGAGGAUAUCGCCAAUCUCAUUCAGCGUCUGAUGGACGAGAACACGCAGCAUCAACAGCGCAAAAUCUUACCGGUCAUCGAGUUUCCCACACGAAAUGGUCAAAUGGUGGAGGACUGACCCUGGGAACAUGUUUGAUGGGUGGCGGCACGCCCUUAAAAACGAGUAUAAUGCUAGCUUUGUUAAACAAAGUCUUUAAGAACUACCAAAUCUAUCAGCAUUACCCAUGUAUACCUAAGAUAUUACCAAAUUAUAUAGUGAAUAACAGAUGCCAACUUCAAAAGUCCGAGGGCAUUUCUCAUCGGCUUUAUGCUCGUUUUUAGAAAAAAAAACCUUUUGCCCAAGGACUGCUCAAGCGACACGCAAGACAACUGAGAAGAAAAGCACAAAUUCGGAUGGAUAGUAAGUCUUAACUAGUUAAUUUUGCUUCGCGGAAAAGAGCAUUCUUUAUAUAGGCUGAAUUGUUUAACAAGAGCAUUAAAAGGGAUUCCCUUUUCCGGUUCACAAAUUCUUUUAAAUAAGAUUACCAAGGUUUAGAAGUCAGAGGGAAAUGGUUAAGGGGCCAAUAAAGGUCACCAGGAGAUGGGUCACAAUGAAAAGAAAAGUAAUCAGUGAAGUUGGAGUCACCAAAAGAAAAAAAGAGCUUACAUAAAACAUAGGGAAGGCCACCGGAAGGUCUAGAAAGUCACAAAAAAAGGAAAUGGUCACCAAAAGAAAAAGGAUUAGGAUCACCAAUAUAA